AUGGAUUUCAUCAAAACGAAUCCACUAUACCUUGGAGGCGCAUUCGUCUGCGUCGCCCUUGCAACGUAUAUCUAUGCAGGCUUGACAAAUCCACUAUCAAAUAUCCCAGGCCCAUGGUAUACACGUUACACUACUCUAGUGUCCACGUACUUUGUCAUCACCGCACACCAUCCGGACUGGGUACACGCGCUACACGCGAAAUAUGGUCCCGUGGUACGCAUCAGCCCACAUGAAGUUGAUGUUUCCGACGCACCGACAUGUCAACGCAUCCACAGUGUCAAGGGUGGCUUCCUAAAGUCACCAUUUUAUUCCUUGCUGAUUACAGACUCAUCGAGUGUAUUCAAUGAAAUCCGGCCCGAGAUUCACCGCAAGUACAAACGCCUUCUCUCGAAUCCCAUGUCAGAAACUGGACUGAAGACCUUCUUGCCUCGUAUCGAUGGUAAGGUACGCCUUGCUAUUGAACGCAUCCGUGAAGAGAGUAAAACACGAGGCGCUGCCGAUAUUGCAAAGUGGUUUAUGUUUCUAUCAUUCGAUGUCAUCGGCGACUUGACAUUUGGCGAAGGUUUUGGUCAACUUGAAAGUGGUGUGAAAAACCGAUCAGUCAAUGAUUUCGUUAGCUUAGGCUUCGUCGGUGGCCUUCGUUCCAUGUUUCCGACCAUAGCGUGGCUGUCUCUAUACCUUCCGAUCCCUGUCUUCCGUGACGCCACCAAGAUCCAAUACCGCACUUUUGACUAUGCUCAAGGUGCUCUUGACCGCCACGCUAAGCGCGUGGAGGAGCUGGGUGACGACCCCAAGCCGACAGUGUUCUCAAAGCUCUAUACAGCUGGUGCAGAGGACUCUUGGUCACCGAUCGAGAUUCGCGACAACGCACAAGUGUUCAUCGUCGGGGGUAGCGAUACCACAGCAAACUCUAUGAUAUACCUUAUAUGGGCGGUUUGCAAGUUGCCUGAUGUCAAGGCCAGACUUCUCAAGGAACUCGAAACUCUCCCGGAAGACUUUAACUACGAACAACUGAGGGAAAUGCCGUAUCUGAACUGGAUCGUGAACGAAACGCUGCGUCUUUACACUGCCCUGCCGUGUGGUCUUCCCAGAAUCGUGCCAAGCGGAGGUUCUGAGCUUGUAGGCCACUUUAUACCCGAGGGUGCCACGGUUACAACACAGGCUUACAGUCUGCAUCGUGACGAGCAUGCGUUCCCCGACCCGUAUCGCUUCUACCCUGAACGAUGGGAGAACACAACUCAGGAGAUGAAAGAUUGCACCAUGCCAUUUGGCGGCGGCUCAAGAACAUGUCUUGGUCGGCACCUGGCGAGGAUCGAGCUUCGCUUGAUCACUGCUCGGUUUUUCCGCAACUUCCCCAAUGCCACGGUCUCGGAACAGGAAGGCAUGUGUGACAAAGACAUGGAACCAGCUUUACAUUUUCUCAUGGUACCAAGCGGCCACCGGUGUCUCAUCAAGUUGAAUGCCUAA
Colletotrichum truncatum is the source of this 1467-nucleotide messenger RNA. RefSeq names its product benzoate 4-monooxygenase cytochrome. NCBI's taxonomy places the organism in Eukaryota, Fungi, Ascomycota, Sordariomycetes, Glomerellales, Glomerellaceae. The record is from RefSeq and is a predicted model, not a curated record. Gene Ontology annotation, molecular function: iron ion binding; heme binding; oxidoreductase activity, acting on paired donors, with incorporation or reduction of molecular oxygen.